AUGGAACCUGCAACACCAAGGAAGAAGCUAUCCAUGCUGCCACCAUUACUAGUUGCCAUGAUGCCAGUGGCAUGGGUUUCCCGUUCUAUUCAGGUGGCGUGUUUACUGGGGAUUUUGGAACUGAUCUUGAUCAUGGCUUGGAUAGUCUACAAGGAAUCAUGCUGGAUCAAGGCAGCUGUAUUGAUACCUGUUGUACUUUUUGCAGGAAGGUAUGAAAAGCUGCAACGGUGGGAUGAUGCCCUUAAAGCAUACACUACAAAAUCUGCUCAAGCAACAAGUCAACGUCUUAUCUUGGAUGCUACACUAGGUAAUUCAUAUUGUAGUGUAUUUAUUCCAAAUCCCAAAUUCUUUGGAUGGAGAAAAGGGUCACAAGAAUUAUCGGAGCAGGGGUUCAAUAUUAGUCUUAAAGAAGUAUGA
Messenger RNA from Lactuca saligna, 417 nucleotides. The record is from the annotation of a GenBank genome assembly. Lineage: Eukaryota; Viridiplantae; Streptophyta; Magnoliopsida; Asterales; Asteraceae.